AUGGCUGCUUCAAUACCCAGCGUACAAACUGCAGCUCUCAUCAAAGAUCCUGGACCGAAUGCACGAAUUGAAAUUCGCCAUGAUUAUCCUGUUCCUCAGCCGGGCAGAAAUGAAGUCUUGCUGAAGAUGGAAUGUUCCGGUAUAUGCUAUUCUGACAUUUACGUUUACACGGGCAAUAAUCCUCAUUACAAUGAAGUCCCCUGCCACGAAGGCGUAGGUAAAGUCAUACAGCUUGGUCCUGAGGUUGCAGAUAGUACUCUGCUGGGUCAGAGGGUCGGGCUUGGAUGGAUCUACAGCGUAUGCGGCCAAUGCUACAACUGCACUGCUGGUCGCGAUAAUUGGUGCGUGAACCAAGCCAACACCGGUACCGACAAGCCAGGAACCAUGCAGCAAUACGUCGUCGCCAACGCGGAUUACUUGAUGCCAAUCCCAGAUGACUUGUCAUCGGCUCAUGCUGCGCCAUUUCUCUGUGGCGGCGUCACCAUGGCUGGGGCUCUGUCACUGUGUAAUGAUGCCCUCGCGGACGGCGAUACUCUGGUCAUCUCUGGUUCAGGAGGAGGCCUGGGACAUUUGGGUUUACAGCUUGCUUCUAAGCUGAAGAAUGAGAAGGCUUUGAGAAUCAUCGCCAUAGACACAGGAUCAGCAAAGAAAAGCUUCAGCCUCAGCCUGGGAGCAAAUGCCUUCAUUGACUUCAAGACAGAGGAUGUGAUCCAAAAGGUCAUGGAGCUGACCAAUGGGAAAGGCGCCGACGCUGCUAUCGUUGUGCCAGCGGCAACAGAGGCCUUUGAUCAGGCACUGAAUUAUCUCAAGUUUACUGGAACUAUGGUCUGUGCUGGUAUUACUCAGAUGGAUUAUCGCCUUCCAAUCUCCCCCACAGAGCUUGAGUACAGAGGACUGGUCAUCAAAGGCUGUCAUGUGGGAACUAAAAACCAGCUGAAACAGUUGCUCAUCUCGGCAGCGAAGAAGGAAGUGGUCCCGCAGGUCGAAAUCUCUGAGUUUGACAGAACGGGGGAGCUGUUUGAGAGGGUCAAGCGCGGCGAUAUAAUCGGUCGCUUUGUGGUCCAGAUUCCGCAAUGA
Messenger RNA from Trichoderma reesei QM6a, 1077 nucleotides. RefSeq lists its product as uncharacterized. The record is from RefSeq and is a predicted model, not a curated record. Bases 1 to 1077 code for a protein of 358 amino acids. NCBI's taxonomy places the organism in Eukaryota, Fungi, Ascomycota, Sordariomycetes, Hypocreales, Hypocreaceae. The transcript has 3 exons. Gene Ontology annotation, molecular function: oxidoreductase activity.